Messenger RNA from Oppiella nova, 825 nucleotides. NCBI's taxonomy places the organism in Eukaryota, Metazoa, Arthropoda, Arachnida, Sarcoptiformes, Oppiidae. The record is from the annotation of a GenBank genome assembly.
UUGCUUUAGACUUCCGGAUAACGUAUCCUACGAAGAGGGAGCACUGGUAGAAGCUCUGGCAGUUGUGGUACACGCUUGCCGUCGAGUGGACGUACAUGUGGGCCAUCAGGUGCUGAUCUGUGGUGCGGGACCAGUCGGAAUUAUGAGUGCUUUGUGCGCCAAAGCAUUCGGGGCAACAAAAGUAUUCCUCACAGACAUCAAUGAAAGUCGUCUAAAACUGGCGUCUGAGUUGGGCGCCGACGGAGUCUUCGUAAUUGAUACCAAAAACUUUAACGACAAAGAAAUGGCGCAAAAAAUCCGCAAAGAGCUGAGCGCCGACUGUUUGGGAGCCGAUGUGACCAUUGAGUGCACAGGCGUUGAGUCUUCGGUUUGUUUGGCAAUACAUGCGACCAAAAGUGGCGGCAAAGUCGGGAUCGUUGGAUUGGGGGCUGAUUCACGUAUACCAUUAAGUUCUGCAGCCAUGAGGGAAGUGGAUUUGAUUGGUGUCUGUCGUAUCAAAGACGACUAUGAAUUGGCGAUACAAUUGAUAUCAAGUGGUAAACUCAAUGUUAAGCCAUUGAUAACACAUAAGUUUAAAAUCCAAGAAGCGAUCGAAGCGUUCAAUCUAUUGAGAAGUGGUGCCGAAGGAGUGGUCAAAGUCUUGAUUCAGUACUAACUCAACAAUUUAACGCAAUUUAAUUAAGUAUUUAUUGAAUAUUAAGUAACAUGUUAACUCUAACCAAAGUUACCAUAUACCCUAUACCAGUAUUAUACAGUACUACAGCACCAAGUCCACUUAUUCAUGUUAUUCUAUGCCUUAUAAGUUGCUAUAAGUUUAUGUCCGAC